CAUGUAGUUUCAAGUCAUGUUUAUUCAUUUCUCAACUGAACCUUGGUCAUUUUAUUAAGCAUUAUUAUUAUAUAUAGCUAGUGUUAACAAGUUUGUUGAAGGAAAAGUGGUGGAUGUGGAUCCUGCUAAUAGCAGCAAAAGCAAAGAGGAGUAGAUGAAGAUAAUUUUCCACAAGUUUGACAAGAACAAAGAUGAAGAUCUAGGGACUGCUGAUCUAGUUGGAUGGAUCAUUGCCGUUGAACCCACAUUAAAUAACGAUUUGCAAAGGGUUCUAUCUUUCCUUAAAAUAUACAUGGAUACUUACCCCUCUGUCCUAAUUGAUUCAAAAGGAUUGUUCUAUAGUGGCUUCAGUCUCAUUUAUACCGAUGGUCUUCGUAACCUUAAUCAUGAUUCAAAUACUAUUACUACCCCAUCACUCGAAACUCAGACCCCAAUUCAGCACCAGGUGGUAUCAUUACAAGCACUCCCAGUUGUAGGACUUCAAGUACAACAACAACAGUGUAUGCUUCAAUCAUACCAUGUACAACAAAUACUACUACAAUUACGAGCACAAAAACAAGUUGCAAGUCUGGUGGCAACUAAUUACUCACAUAAUUCUACUUUUUCAAACAACAACCUCAUCGACAACAUUUACAGUGCUGGGAUGAAUGAUGAAGAAGGCAUUGAUUCAACAAUAAUGUACGAUGGACCUCAUCCUGAAUUAGUUGAUAGGCUUGAAAAGGAAAUAUUGGACACAAAUUCAGGGGUUAAAUGGGAUGAUAUUGCUAGACUAAGUGAAGCAAAGAGGAUUCUACAGGAAGCAACGGUAUUGCCAUCGUUGAUGCCUGCGUAUUUCCAGGGCAUCCGGAGACCUUCGAGAGGAUUUCUUUUGCUUGGUCCUAAAACACUCUUGCCCAAAGUUAUUGCUACAGAGUGUGGGACAACAUUUCUGAAUAUUUCUUGUAGUUCAUUAUGUGGAGAAUGUUACGGGGAGAGAGAGCGAUUGACACAAUGCUUAUUUGAGAUUGCCCGUAGUUAUGCUCCAACUACAAUUUUCAUUGACGAGAUUGAUUCUCUUUGCAGUGCCAGAGGGUCUGGUACAGAGCAUGAAAAAUCCCGAAGGGUAAAGUCCAAACUUCUAGUUCAGAUCGAUGGAUUACACAACUCUAAUUCACUAUGCUACUGUAAGAGGCGGCUAGAAAAGAGGAUUUACUUCCCACUUCCUGAAUUUAAGAGUUGUAAGGAGCUUAUAAAGAUAAACUUGAAAUCAAUCAAGUUAGCACCUAGGCUAGAUAUUCUCCAAGUGGCACAAAGAACAGAAGGCUACAGUGGAGACGAUCUAACAAACAUCUAUAGAGAUGCUUCUUUUAAUGGGAUGAGACAGGAGAUAUCAGGGAAAACUACGAUGGAUGACUUGUUGGAAGCUUUAGAUAAAAUACAGCCCACAUUUUCUACAGAAGACAUUCAACGAUAUGAAAAAUGGUUCUCAGAUUUAUGAUCAUCAUAGAAAGAUCAAGUAAAUGCAAGUUCAAUACUGCUUCUUUUUUUAACGUGGAGGUCACGUUGUGAAGACCAAAUUGACCAUUGUUGACAAAUGCUCAAUGUUAUAGUGUCCUCCAAUU
Molecule: messenger RNA, 1601 nt
Organism: Solanum stenotomum
Lineage: Eukaryota; Viridiplantae; Streptophyta; Magnoliopsida; Solanales; Solanaceae
Product: katanin p60 ATPase-containing subunit A1-like
Exons: 6
Coding region: 155-1477 (440 amino acids)
Biological process (GO): microtubule severing
Cellular component (GO): microtubule cytoskeleton
Molecular function (GO): ATP hydrolysis activity; ATP binding
Source: RefSeq, a predicted model, not a curated record